Trichomonas vaginalis G3 is the source of this 777-nucleotide messenger RNA. RefSeq names its product ubiquitin domain-containing protein 7SL RNA1-related family. Gene Ontology annotation, molecular function: protein binding. Lineage: Eukaryota; Parabasalia; Trichomonadida; Trichomonadidae. The record is from RefSeq and is a predicted model, not a curated record. The transcript has a single exon. Bases 1 to 777 code for a protein of 258 amino acids.
AUGUAUUUCUUUCGACAGUUGAAUGAUGAACCAGUUGGUGUUGAAAUUGGGAGUGAUGCUACCGCAGAGGAAAUAAAGAUAGUUUUGAUGUCAAAACACAAUUUCCCUGUUGGAAAUUAUAAAUUUGUUUACAAUGGUCAGAUUCUUACAGAUCCAAAGCCUCUUGAGAAGAUUCAACCAGAGUCAACAAUAUUUGUAGUCAUAAAACAAAACGAAAAAGUUGAAAUUCCGAAACCAAAACAACCUAAAAAAUCAAAAAUCGUCAGUUUUCACUUAGAUAUACCUCCAAAUCCAGAAGAGACGUUUAAACUCAGUGCUGAGUUAGGAGGCCCAUCAAAUCCAACAUUUUCAUUCAGAGAAUUAACACUCGAAGAAGAUAAAACAAUUAAAAACGCGAUUGAACUUCUUAAACUUGAUAAUGUGUACAAUACAUCAUUUUGGGAUUACCCAGAAGCUACAUCCGAAUUUGUUCGUGUUUUGAGUUCAAAUAACAACUUAAUGCCAAUUGUUGAAGCAUACGCAUACGACCAUUUUGGCUGUGCACUUACACGUACACCUAUGCACUUUGCACCAUUUCUCAUUGCAGGCGUUCAGUGUAAUUUCCCAAUCGAAAUCGGAGAAACAUUCGAUGCAGCACUUAUAUCAUUAUCUACAAAGCAAAGAGAAGACUUCGAGAAAGUCAUGGCUCUUAAAUUAGACAAAGAUAAGUCUAUGAAAACUUUCUUGUCAAACAAAUGCGAUUUAGAAGCAACUCUUAAGGAACUUCAUGGUAAUUAA